Molecule: messenger RNA, 447 nt
Organism: Cryptomeria japonica (Japanese cedar)
Lineage: Eukaryota; Viridiplantae; Streptophyta; Pinopsida; Cupressales; Cupressaceae
Product: leghemoglobin reductase-like
Exons: 2
Coding region: 1-447 (148 amino acids)
Source: RefSeq, a predicted model, not a curated record
AUGAUUGAGGCUUAUCUUCGUGCAAUUAGUGUUGGUGUGAAAGUGGGACAAUUGGAAAAUGAUGCCUCUGCAAUGAUGACACAUAAAACAAAGGUUGUGACUGGUCUAACAAAAAGAAUUGAAGGGUUUUUCAAGCAGAACAAAGUCACUUAUGUCAAAGGUGCUGGAAAGAUUGUAUUUGGAAGUAAAGUCUCGGUGGAUCUUUUAGAUGGUGGAAAUAGGUUGCAGAGAAGGGGAACACGAGCAGGUGACCAUUUUGUGUAUGUGUUCAAGGGCUCUUCUGUGGAUGGAGGAGGAGUGUAUUUUGAACCUGUAGAGUGUGGUGUUCCUGAUUGUGGAUUAAUGGGUGAGUUUGUGCCUAAAAAAGUAGUAGGAGAAGAUGUUUUUGAUAAGAUAUUUUUUUCACUCCGCAAUCACUUGAAAAAGACUCAUCGGAAGUGUUCUUGA